Molecule: messenger RNA, 438 nt
Organism: Striga asiatica
Lineage: Eukaryota; Viridiplantae; Streptophyta; Magnoliopsida; Lamiales; Orobanchaceae
Source: the annotation of a GenBank genome assembly
AUGGGAUUAAGGCUUUUGCUAUCCUGCAUCAAAUUCGUACCAAGCUCUUCCGGUGGAGUGCUACGCUCACAAUCAACAAACGGCGGCCGCAUAAGAGAAGGCGGCGGCAUGGUGGUGAUUGAUCGGAAUACCAUUUCUCUGACGAAUAAAGAAAUCGGAAACCCUAAUUCCCCUGCUCGCUCGGUCGCCUCUCUCUCGCUCUCUCCCCCGAUGGAAUGCAAUAAAGAAAAGAUAAUCAUGGUCGACCAUAACAUCACUGUUCCCACCGCUAUUCCAGAAAUACAGUACACAUCCAACGAGAGUGUUAAAAAGUUGACACCACUGAACAAAGACCUGAAAACCAAGGGAGGACAGGACAGUGCCUUUCAAUACGAACAAGGGUUUGAAGGAGUUGUUGUGCAUUGCGACUGCAGAGUAGUUGCGGGAUCCGCCUUGUAG